This is a messenger RNA of Stegostoma tigrinum, 7151 nucleotides long. RefSeq names its product acid-sensing (proton-gated) ion channel 1b (gene asic1b). Bases 346 to 1974 code for a protein of 542 amino acids. NCBI's taxonomy places the organism in Eukaryota, Metazoa, Chordata, Chondrichthyes, Orectolobiformes, Stegostomatidae. The transcript has 10 exons. Gene Ontology annotation, cellular component: membrane. Gene Ontology annotation, biological process: sodium ion transmembrane transport. The record is from RefSeq and is a predicted model, not a curated record.
CACACAUACACACACACACACACACACACACACACACACACACACAGAGUACUUCUUCGGUGGAGCUGAAUGGCACUUAUUGUACAAAAGAGACAGCUUGAGCUAAUAUCCAAUGCCUUCUUAACUUUCUGCAGCAUGGAAUGUAUGCUUUUUUUUAAACCUUUUAACUUGUAUUUUAUUAGCUUAGCUAUUUUUCUAUGCCAGAUCUGUACUUUAUUUUAAAAGAACAUUUUUUUUGUACUGGCGAACUGGUACUUUGUAUGUGUGUGUGUAUGUGUGUGUGUGUGGAAUUUACAACAAGAGGGGGGAAGAGAAAAGCAGCUUUCUUCUGUGUGCUUAUUCAGAAUGCCAGUCCAGAUCUUUUGCACUAUUUCUUUUGCAACGGACGAUGAGAAAGCAGAGGAGAAGAGAAGGGCAGAGAGUUUUGAUCAGUUCUCUGAAAAGGACGACCAUGAAGAAGACCACCAGUCCACUGGGGUCAGCCUUGUCGAGUUUGCCGGUAAUUCCAACCUGCAUGGGAUGAACCAUAUCUUUGUUGAAGGUGGCUGCGGGGUCCGGCAGGUCUUGUGGGGCUGUGCUUUCCUGUCUUCCCUCGCUAUCUUUCUGUACCAGGUGGUGGACCGGGUCAAGUAUUAUCUGGAGUACCAUCACAUCACGGCUCUCGAUGAAAUGGACAGUUCCUUCCUGUUCUUCCCAGCAGUGACCCUCUGCAACUUCAACAGGUUUAGACGCUCCAAGAUCACAUCCAUGGACUUGGCUUUUGCUGGCUCGUUAAUGGGAUACACCAAGGGCAUGGAUCCGGGAUUCCAGUUGGCGCCGCCAGUCAGGAAUGAUGGCGCACCCUUCAGCAUGUAUGAGUUGUUCAACAGGACCAGUCAUCAGUUGGAAGACAUGCUCAAGGAUUGUAGGUACCGGAUGGAAGAAUGCGGCCCUGAGAACUUCACAGUGGUGUUCACGAGGUAUGGCAAGUGCUACACUUUUAACUCUGGGCAGACUAAAGACCAACCAAUCCUGACAACAAUGAAAGGAGGAACUGGGAAUGGCCUGGAACUGAUGCUGGAUAUUCAGCAGGAUGACUACCUUCCUGUCUGGGGUGAAACAGAUGAGACCUCCUUCGAAGCUGGUAUAAAGGUUCAGAUUCAUGGCCAGAAUGAGCCACCAUUCAUCGACCAACUGGGGUUUGGAGUGCCACCUGGAUUUCAAACAUUUGUUUCCUGUCAAGAACAGCGGCUAAUCUAUUUACCACCUCCCUGGGGAGACUGCAAAUCUACUCCAAUGGACUCAGACUUCUUUGACACUUACAGCAUCACAGCUUGCAGAAUUGACUGUGAAACUCGGUACUUGGUGGAAAACUGCAACUGUCGGAUGGUGCACAUGCCAGGUGACGCUCCAUAUUGUACACCGGAACAGUACAGAGAGUGUGCAGAUCCAGCCCUAGAGUUCUUGGUGGAGAAGGACAGUUCAUAUUGCACAUGUGAGACGCCAUGCAACAUGACUCGCUAUGGUAAGGAGCUGUCCAUGGUAAAAAUUCCCAGCAAGGCUUCAGCCAAAUACCUGGCCAAAAAGUACAACAAAUCCGAAGAUUACAUUGGGGAGAAUAUUCUUGUGCUGGACAUAUUUUUUGAGGCCCUAAACUACGAGACAAUCGAGCAGAAGAAAGCUUAUGAGGUGGCCGGCUUGCUGGGUGACAUUGGAGGUCAGAUGGGUUUGUUCAUCGGUGCAAGUCUCCUGACUAUCCUGGAACUUUUUGACUACAUGUACGAGGUGUUGAAGUACAAGCUAUGUGGCAUGUUGAAAUAUGGAAAACAACAGAAGAGAAACAACAAUGACAAGGGAGUAACACUCAGCCUGGAUGACAUCAAGCGCCAUAACCCAUGUGAGAGCCUAAGGGGCCACCCAGCGGGGAUGACGUACCCAGCAAACAUUCUACCUCACCACCCGCCUCGUAGCACCUUUGAAGACUUCACAUGCUGAUGGCCGAAGCUGACGACUGGCAACCACGACGAUACGCACUUAUCUCACGGUUCAACGCGCGGAAAGGAGACUGGACUGUCCACGGAGAUUGGAGCUGUCUAAUUCUGAACUACCAAAGUCAUUGAACAAACCUUCUGGAGACACACUCAAAAAAAAAACAACCCGACUACACGUUUGAAACAAAAUGGCAGUUUUGGGGAUGACUGUUCCGUGGACUCCACUCAUUCUUACACUAACUUUGCGAAAAGAAAACCAACUUUUUUCUCUCAUCUAGAGUCAUAUUCCAGUUUUGUAAAAGGAAUUUUUUAUUCACUGAUUAUUGUAGAUGCUUCUGUAGGCCGCUCAUAUCAUCUUAUGUGAUCACGUUCUUAAGGUAAAACAGAAAUUAGAACACAUUUCACGUCAUCUCAAGUAAAACCUGUUGCUACUGCAAUUCAUUUCCUAUUGCUGACAGAAUUUGUUGAUGAACGACAUAUUUACACUCACUAUCUCUUUAUUUCCAUUGCCGGACGGUCACUUUACACUAUAGUUUGCUCAGAGUUGGAAUGAGAAAGGGCGCCGAAUGAGGGAGUAGUGUAGGCUUGAUUGAGAGAUAAACACUGCCUCGUUUAUUUGUCAAAUCUCAGCUGAAAUGAGGCAGGAUGAUGAGAAGUUUGUCUUGGGUGCCAGUACAUGGAAGGCCAGUACAAAUUAGUCACCACUGAGAACAGAAAUCAGGCAGACUGUAAAACAGGCAGGCGAUUCACCCAUUUUAUACUGUCUCCCAAGAUGAAUUUCUCUUUUUCUAAAGAUAAAAUGGAAACACCUAUCAAGUCCAGCACACUUAAUGAGGGUGUUGUGGGGUUGUGAGAGGGAGGGGUGGACAUUGUCCAGGAAAAUAGAUUCUAGCCAUUUGACAGAAACUCACAACAUGAGGUUGUUCCUGUGCGAAAAACUGUGUGUAAUAUGUAACACUGUACAAAAGGAAAAGAGUUGAGCUUAUCUUUGGUUGUGUGUUUGUUGUAGAGCCAUUGUAGCUGAAAUUAUAACUUAUGCUGCCAUUGAACCAUAGUUAGAAGUGUGAGAAGGAAAAGGAUAUCUACUCCUGGUUUCAGUAUUCCUGGAAGUGGACUCUGCAUAAUUUUUUUAAAUUUAAGUGUGAAAACAAAGAAAAAAGCUCUCAUGUUUACCCCCCAAUCAAAUGGCCUUUAUUAAAGAAGAGCUGCAUCCUACUGCCCCAAAAUACAAACAUAAAUAUAAGCAGAAAAUGCCAUGAAAAGAACCACUUCAUCUCUGAAUGACAGCAAACAUAGAUUGAGGUGGCAUUUCAGUACCUCGGAGAGCUCAUAUAUAUCAGCCUCUCUGCUCAAAAUCUACAAUCAAUUACAUUUGCCAAUGCUACACUUUGGUAGAUAAUGCAUCACCUGGAGUCUCAUUAAGAAGGCUAGGUGAAGGCCAGAGACCCAUAGUACAGGUUACCGCCCAGGCUUUGUAACUUUUUCAAGGAUGAAGUAUUAACUGAUUCCAAAUUUGGAUUUGAAAAGCCUGCAGUUUGUAAAAGGAAGCAAAGACAUCUUUCAGGGUUAAGAGACCAAAGGAGGUGAUUCAAGUUCAGGGAUAGAUCAGCAAUGAUCUGAUUGAAUGGUGGAAUAGGCUCUUUCUGUUCCUAGUUUUUCACAGCAGGGAGAGAAAAGAUCUAGCACUUGUAGAACCCUUGAAAUGUCCAAGAAAUGUAAUCUGACCCCAUAGCAUUCCGGUUUUACUUUUGUCCUAUGGUGUUGAUGGAGGUGAUGUGAUUUUCUAGUUCAUGCCUGUGGUACUGAGUUUUUUGGUUUCAAGAUAGACACAAAAGACCAUCAUCCUAGGGCAAUAUAUGACUAGGGGGCAUACCUCACCUGCUCUGUGCAGCUAUGAUUCUCAACAGAUUCUCUUGAGUAUCCUGCUCAGCUCUGGUAUGUCGACUGAACUGAGACUGUGUGCACUCCCUUUGUUUUAUUUUUUUAUUUGAAGUGAUCCCUCCUGCCUUAUAAUGAUUUGAUAUUGGGCCAAUGUUAAUUUCAGCAAUUGAUUUCAGCGAUGGCCUCCAUGAAACCAUUGUUGAUUGUUGUAAAAGUCCAUAUUGUUCUCUAAUGCCCUGAAAGGAAGGAAAUCUGCCAUCCUUUCCUGGUCUGGCCUCUUUGAGACUGUGGGUGAGUGAUUAGGGGUGAGCAACAAAUGCAGGCCUUGCUGGUGAUGCCCAUAUCUCAUGAAAUAAGAUAUUGUUCUCUUGCUGAGGGGAGGGAGCGGGGGUGUCUGCUUCCCAUUUGGGAGCUACAUCAAGGCAGGAUUGAAAUGAGACAUUCACAGGUGGGUGACUGAAUUGCAGGCCUGCACUCAUCCAUUGGCUGAGAUUGUAGCGCUGGUUUGGAUUAUGGGCACAGACAAAAAGCCUGGCGAAUUGUAGAGCUUGAGAGCGAUUUGAGCACUUUUGUGUCAAACAUAAUUUCAAGGGAGAAAAUUGCACCAUGUUCAGACUUUAGUGUAUGGUGACCACCGAUGUAAGUAGAACAAAGACUAUGCUAUGAAUUAUCAUUUCUUUUGUUGAUUUGUGUACGUGCACAAGAUUCUUUGCUGCUGAAUUAUACUCUUAAGCAACUAUGCGUUGUACAAGAUGAAAGGUCUGAUGUUUAGAAGAUUUCCACAGGAUAAUGUAAUAUAUUUUGAAUUUAUCUUAAGGAAACUAUGUAUUCAAUACCAUGCCGAUUUCAAGGAGUAACAGAUUGAUGACUGGAAUCAUCAAUGGACUAACACCCUUAUUCAAAUUGCAACAGUGAUCAUUCACAUUAAGUAAUGUAAAUCCAAUGCUAAAUAUUAUGUUCAUCGGUGUUUUAAAUGACUGCCAGCCCAGAGCCAGAGGAGAGUUAAUCAGCUGCUGAUUAUUGACAGUUGAGAGUCCCUACACUUGCAGAGAUAUCAUUUCACAGGUGACAUGAGACUGUGUGUCGGCUGACACACCAGUUACUGACAACUGGACAAAGGGACCAAAAAUAAAUGAACCACCAUGGCUAUAAACCCAACAGUUCAUAUGAGAUACAGACACUACCUUACCUGCUACACUUCAAGAACAAGUCGAGCACGCAACCAUUCCCAGAACAUCUCCUGCCACCAGAAAUGGCCUUUUUCCUAUACCACUUGACUGAUUCACAAAGGGAAGGGGAAAACGGGAAGAAAUUUGAAUUCGUUAAUUCAGCCAAGAAUCGGUGCCACUUUGGUGCAAAUUAGGCAUCGUUGCCCAGAUUACAGUUGCAUUGUCUUCUCUCCCUUGUAGCUUGCAGAAUUCUUUGUGAAGUGAUCUCAGGUCAUCUCAUGACUGGUCUGACUGUGAUUACAGAGUAUAGUGGACAUGACUUUGUACUGAAUGUAAACUUGUGUGUUAAAUUGCCAUCAGACUGUUAACCUCACGAUUGGAGGUUCGGGGGAAUAGAUUUUGUGGACUAGAGGUGCCAGUUUGUUUCUCUGCUGAGAUUUUAUACCUUUGACAGAAUAGAGUAGAGUAAGCCUUACUUGCUGGUUUGAAUUCAUGAGAGAAUACACCACUGAUGCUGAAUGUCAAUGAAAACCUUUCACUGCUACUGACAUUCUUCAUGAAAAACAUUGAGUGUUCAGACCUUCCCUUCCUGCACACCCUCAAAAGAAAAGGCAAUUGCCCAUCACUCUUCCUGAGAGCAAAGUGGAAUUUUUUUUGUGUGUGUGUUUGUGUGAUGGACUGCCUGCUGAAGAUUACAUCAAGUUAUUCUGCUUCAGCAGGCAGAAUGAUUCUCAAUUAAAUGGCUACAGUUGGCAAGGUAACAAUUGGAAUAAACAGAUUAAUCGUUGUUCGUUUAAGCGCUUCUGAGUGUUUUGAGUCCAGAUUAAUAUCUGCUCCCUAGACCUUAAUUACUGGGUAUCUCUUUAAAAAGUGUUCUCUGUUUACCAGGAAAGAUUGAAAUUAUAACUCCCACCGAUUCUGCUGCUAAUGCUCUCUGUGCUGAUGACAGUAAAUUCACAGUUGUGAGGGGCAGAGCAAAACAAAAACAACUCUUAAGACAGAUUUGCUCAUGACUCCAAUAUCAUAACCUGUGAACCUAAACGGCAAUGCAGCGAACAGCAACUUGCAUUUGAGUAGCACCUUAAUGUGUUGGAAAGGCCUGAGAUCCUUCUCCUGUAACUACCUGUGAAACUACGCAGCUGUGCAGCAUCUGAGUGACAAUCCACAGGAAAGGUCUGACAGUCCUUUAAAAUGUAUCUUUUUAAAGAUUAAAGACAAAAGAGUGAUACCUAGGGAGUGAAAUGAAGCCAAACCGACAGUGUCAAACCUGUGCAAUUCAUAUGUAUAAGUUCUGCCAAGUAACAUCAGAUACAGUACAUUGACUUGCAUCUUAUUCAUUUAGCUUAAUGUGUUGUUAUGUAUAGUAAUCAUUAGAUGCUCGUAAUAUUACAAAGCUAUUGUACCAUUCCUUGUUACUGACUUCAGACUGCCUUUAAUUGUAUGAGGAACAAAAGAAAACAUUUAGCCUUUAACAUGGGAUAUAUAUGUACUAUGUACACGUUUUAUUCAGAUAAAGCACAAGGGUAUAGAAUGGUAGUAUUUGACUGGUGUUUGCUAUUUUAUCAUUGUAAACAUGAUUGUUACUUGGAAACAGCAAUGAGUAGUUUCUAAGGAUGAAACCCAAUUGUCUCUUCUUGACUUUAGAUGCCAUGCUGUGACAUUUUAACAAGUCUGAAGAGGAAGUUUGGUUUCCAUUUUGAUUUUCUACAAACACUAAUUAUCAAAAAAAAAUGAACAGGAUUUUGUGGUAGACUUAGAACGCUAGGUUGAAGACCGAGCCGACGGAUUCUUAUCAUCACCGGUCUUCAGAUCUUCACCUAAACCCAGACAAUGACUGUUCAAAGGAGGCAGUAGUGACCCAUCAGAACAAAAGCAUUUCAUCAAAGGCAGUGUGGCAUUUCCAUCAACUUGAUCCAGGAUGGACUUGCAGAAGUGAAAGCGUGGACUUCCAGGGCACAUGUUGGGAAGGCUCACUAGUAUCCCACAAAGUUACGUGUCAGUUUCAAAUGCAGAGCAGUCAAUGCCAUUGGAGCUUUCAAAUCAGAGAUCAUAGCUUCUUGUGAGAAAACAAAAUUUUAAAGUAUGUUAUACCUGUCAUCAAAGAUGCCCUUCUUAUAUGAUAAUAAAUAUA